GAGUCAUGCAAUUAACAAUUGAAUUGUUGCAUGAUAUAGGUUACCAUAAGAUAACUAACUGCAAUCGUAAACUUGAACUAAAAUACGAUAUCAGUUUACUUCACAAGUUGACCAAUCGCUUAUCUACUCCAGAUACGCCCCCCUUCCUUGCUACAUCCCCGAACGGUACGGGAAGUUACUUAGCUUAUUCCUCAAAAAUAUAGAAUAUCAAUCAAUUAAAUAGGAUGUUUAUUAUUACAGUAUAUUGUUUAUGGAUUUAAAAGCAGUACAUUUUCCGCAGCGCAUAAAUUCCAUGAAGAAACCAAAUAGAUAGAGGUAUACAGAAGCAAGAAUGGCACCACUAACACCAGCUUCCGGUCCACCGGUGUCACAGGGUGCCUCUGUCGGACCACGCUCGCCGCAGACGGUUACUGUCGUCGGAUUACCAGCAACUCGGAAUGCAUCUGCUGCCAGCUCAUCAUCUUCCCCAAAACUACCCACACUUGCCACGUCAACGAUUCGAAAUACACAUCUUCCAGGCUCAUCAAGCACACAGAAAUUACCAACUGUCGGGCUUUCAACGACGAGGAAUACAAGCAACAGCACACCGAAACCAGCUAUUGUCGGUAUAUCAACAUUGCCGAGCAAUCCCCCAAGUGUACAUGUUACGAAUGUUGUCGGUCCAUCCACAACGCGGAGAAUACCUAUCGUCAGUGGACAGUCUCCAGGUGGAAUUCAUCCAAAUUAUUCCACGCAUCUUCCUCCGAUCUCUCAGGGACAACAUGGAAAGACGACUGGCGGCGGUAAUAGUGCAAAUACAACAACGAUUAUUGCAGGAGUACUUGUUCCACUGAUUCUAAUCGGUGUCGGUGCACUUAUAUUCUACAUAUGGUAUCGACGGAAAUAUCCCGUGCGUAUGCUGGGGCGUGACUUCAACCGAUUCUCAAACCCUGCCUACAAUAAAAGAGCUUCUACACUUACUUUGGUGAGAAAUGAUGGACAAAACGCAUGGGAUACGCUUUCUCGAAGAAAUCCUGAUCUGUCAGUCGUAGACGAGAAAGAAGCAGAUGGAAUUGAUAACCAAGCAUUUGAAUCUGAACAAUACGAAAACAAUGGGGAUGUUACUGCUGAGAAACGAGCUGAAGUAGGCAUUGAAACUUCUCCAACAAAUGGGAGGGAACUAGAGGGCCAGGAAGAAAAUAUGUCAAACACAGGUAUAAGCCGUGAACGACCAAAGACGAAGAAAGCAGUUUUAGUAAAAACUAAUACCAUGGAAGAUCUAGAAAAUGGAUUUGAACUUGUCACUGAAUCGGACUUGGGUCAGAGAACGGAAAGUGAAGUUAGCUCAGGUAAUGACAGCACAGAAACGCACACAAUAAGUUUAACAUUCUCAGAAACAUUUGACGAAAGAAACAAAGAGGAUCAAAUGCAUUCAGAGAUGGACAACGAAAAUGUAAAGCAGCUUGAUAUAAAAGACCAUGAAACAGAUGAUUCUAACAAAGUCAAUGACAGCUCAUUUUCUAUUGCCGAAGGCGUAGUCGGCAAUAGUGAAUCAACAAAUGACGACCAAAUACUGUAUGAUAAAGAAUUUGAUGAAAAAGACAUAGGAUCUCAAUAUAACAAAUCAUUUGAAGUAAUUUUUGAUAAACAUCUUGACGACAUAUCGACAGAGCCAGAGAGGCAAACUGGAAGUGUAAACGAAACGGAGACCAAACAGAUGCCUACUGAUUUACUUUCGAAAGAAACAUUAGCUGAAGAAAAAUAUGACAACUGUGAUUCGAAUGUUACUGAAACUACAAGUCAAUCGCCUAUAAAUGAAAUUAAUGAACUAUCCAAGAGCGCUAAUAACGAUGUUGAACAACCAGACAAUGUUGAUCUCUUUCAAGGGAAUGAAACUGCGACGACAAUAAACAAACAGGUUGAAAGCGUGGACGCCUACAAUGCUGAUAGUCAAACUAAUGUUAUCAAAACGGAAGGUGAUAUUAAUCAGAGUGCCUCUGUGUCAUUUGAACAUGACGGUAGUUUUGAAAUAGUUUCUGAUUCUGGGGGAAUAAAAUUUGAAAACUUAAAUGUUACACAAGACGUUAAUGAAGACUAUGGUGAAAUGAAGCAGAACGAAGUGAACGCAUUAGAAAAAGAGAAAACCGAAAGUCUUGAAAAACAGAAAACAUUAGAAGGAAACAAUAACUUACAAGUCCUUUCAUCCGUAGGUUUUGAAAGUACGCAUUCUGAAGAGUCGGUCGAUGAAACUGAUUCACGAAAAAUACUUGCGCAAAGAAAAAUGCCUUCCCUAAACUUAUCUAAUGAAAACAUUGUUCUUGAUUCUGUUCCACAAACACCAACAGUUCUUGUGCAAGAGUCCUUUAUUCUGGAAAACGAAUCACCUCUUCCCGUUUACUUAGAUAGCACGCACAUGAGCCCGAAGCGUGGUAGACGUGCAUUUACGCUCAACGAUAUUGUCUUUAAACAGAAUUCAGAUGAUAGCGUUAGUUCCGAAUUUAGUUUGCCAAAAGGAAAGGAUGAGAUAUCUAAAUCAUCUCCUGUGAUCUCGGAAUUGAAAACUCCAAAGUUUAAGAGUUUCGAAAAGGAUCAUUUUGACUUUGAAAAUAAAAACGACAAGGGGAAAGGCGUUAAUGAAAAUUCUGUCAAAGAUUUCUCAGUCUUGACGUCUAGUAACACCGAAAUCGAAGCGUCUGAGAUAUACCCAGAUAAAAAUGUAGAAGAAAUACAUGUUCCACCUGUGCAAGAAGUUCACGAUACUGUUAAAAUGAAAGAUACGCUAGAGAGUAUGUCAGGUUUUGAUUCAGUUGACUCCCAUGAAAAUUCUGAUUCAGAAAAGAAGACAUAUAUACAAAAAGACGUACAUAUAUAUAAUGAUGAAAUGCUCUCAUCUCUAGACAGUGAUUCUUUUGAAUUCGAUCGUAGCAAAGCAAACAAUUUUAAUCUUGAUACAUCUGUAGAAAACAACAGUUUUAUUGACAUUUCAAUUGAUCCCUAUAACCUCAUUUCAGUUGAACUAAAUUCAGACGAGACUUUGGAACAAGAAACGAGCAAGUUAUUACACAGUGAUUUCGGCCUCGGCGAGAUAGAUACACCAGAUGUGAUUUCUGAAAACUCUACAUCAGAUAAAGCAUUUGAAAAUACACCCGAUCAAUCCAACAACAAAGCGUAUGACAAUAGAGAAAUAGCUUCUGAAGACAUUUUAGAUAAAGAUAAUCCAUUUUUCAGCGAUUUCCCUCCAUCAUCGACACCAACAGCUUCUGUCGUUGCAGAUGCAACAACAGAGUCAAACGAAGAUUGCAAAAGAAAGUUAGUACUUCCCGUGGCAUUUGAUUUUGAAAAAAUGGGUGACAGUGAUACCGAUUCUGCCAAGUCUGACACUUCUUCCGAAACUAGUGUUCUUCAAGUCAUUAGUGCUACCUCUUCACUAGAAACAUUUGAACAAAACGCAUCACUUAGCGCAAUUGAAAGUGAAGCUUUACAAACCACAGAUCAUAUCGAAAAAAUAUCUAAUACUACACAGCCUGCAGAGGACUCUUUCACGACCGAUGAUAUUUUUAGUUUGACUAGGUCAACAGACUCAUCGACAGCCUUAUCUUGGGAGAUCUUAAGCAGAGAAAAUAGUCAGGAUUCUAGAAGUAACGAUCAUUUUGAUAUUCCAGACAAAGGGGAAAACGCACAGGAACUUUUAGACUUUCCAGUAAUCAAGAACAAGGACAAUGAGUCGGAUUCACUAUCAGAAAAUGCAGGAAUGUUUGAGUUUAUUUCUGACAUGUCGAAACAAAGUACUUCAAACAAUACGAGUAUGGGAAGUUCUGGACAGGCUGAUAUAUCAUGGGAAGUUGUAAACGAAGAGGGAGACAAUUCAGAAUGUUGAUAAAUGAAUAUUUUUUUUGCACUUAACUAUUUCGCUUCAGAAAUUUUACUGAUAAUUUGAUAAACAGACAAAAUUGAAAAGAUACUCAUGUGUUGGUGAUUUUCAACAAUUUCUUGACUUUACUUGUUACACUUAUAAUUUUUAGAGGUCGUACAGCAGUCGCACUUCUACACGGAAUGUUAAAUUAUCUUAUAGGUAUGAAGAUAUUAAAUGUAUCCGCUACUAUUUUCUAUAUAAAAUUAACAACUUAUAACAUAUUUUUAGCAAGAGUUCUAGCCUUUCACUUCCUGCGAGACUACCCAUGUCUUGAAGGUCUGUCUUUAGGCAAUCAAAAUAUAUCCCAAAAAUAUGGGGUUGACCAUAAUGCAGUGAAACCAUGGUCACGUGACUGAGACACGUGAUGAAAACGUUAAUAUUGCGUAGGUAGACAUCAGGACUGUCACUUUUAUUUUACAAGGCAGCUUCCAAUCAACCUUUGAAGCAUAUAACAUAGCUUAAAAUCAUCUGCGGACAUUCCUUUUUACAAUCGAGCAUAAAUAAAGCUUAUAUCUGGCAUGAACAUGGCCUUUACUAGGCAGGAAAAUUGCACUAUAUAUUGAUAUGGACUACAUUCGAGUGAACCACGGAGGCAUAUCCGGCUAAUUGCUCCCUUCAUGCCGUAUAGACUAUCAAACCAAAGACCAUUCUAUACGAAAGAGGGUGACGUCACUUCUUUCCGUCUAGUGGGUACGGCAUACGUCUAAUAUGGUAAAACGAAAGGAUUUUUUUUUUAUCAAAUGGUCAUUCCAAAAUAUGAAUGUUUAUUAUUAUGUUGAAUUUUUGUUUUCUUUUUAUGAAAAAAUAAAAAUGUAGAAAAUGUUUUAAUAA
This is a messenger RNA of Mercenaria mercenaria, 4723 nucleotides long. RefSeq lists its product as uncharacterized. Bases 332 to 3856 code for a protein of 1174 amino acids. The record is from RefSeq and is a predicted model, not a curated record. NCBI's taxonomy places the organism in Eukaryota, Metazoa, Mollusca, Bivalvia, Venerida, Veneridae. The transcript is spliced from 4 exons.